This is a messenger RNA of Exophiala aquamarina CBS 119918, 999 nucleotides long. RefSeq names its product 3-methyl-2-oxobutanoate hydroxymethyltransferase. Gene Ontology annotation, molecular function: magnesium ion binding; 3-methyl-2-oxobutanoate hydroxymethyltransferase activity. The transcript has a single exon. Gene Ontology annotation, cellular component: mitochondrion. The coding region runs from base 1 to 999 and encodes 332 amino acids. Lineage: Eukaryota; Fungi; Ascomycota; Eurotiomycetes; Chaetothyriales; Herpotrichiellaceae. Gene Ontology annotation, biological process: pantothenate biosynthetic process. The record is from RefSeq and is a predicted model, not a curated record.
AUGUCUCGAGCCUCCUCCUUGAACCUCACGAGACCACUGCUUAGACAGUCCUGUCACACCCUACCAUCUACUCCCACCCGACCAUGGCAACAGCUGCGUUGGAGCUCACAUGCCCCUGCAGCCCCAUCUCUCGCUGCCCGAGGCCAGAAACCUGUCACCAUUCAAACCUUACAAAAGAUGCACGCGGACAAGACUCCAAUCACAAUGUUGACCGCCCACAACUUCCCCUCAGCCCUCAUGGCACAAGAAGCUGGAAUGGACAUGAUUUUGGUCGGUGAUUCUCUGGCUAUGGUUUCACUAGGAAUGCCCGACACCUCAGAAGUCACGCUAGACGAAAUGAUCAUGUCAGCUCGCGCCGUCAGCCGAGCUGUCAACAGAUCUUUCACCGUCGGUGACCUUCCAAUGGGUUCCUACGAGAUCAGUCCCGAACAGGCCCUGGCCAGUGCCAUUCAGAUGGUCAAGCAAGGCCGCAUGCAGAGCGUCAAGCUGGAGGGCGGUGCUGAGAUGGCUCCCGCCAUCAAGAAGAUCACCACCGCUGGUAUUCCCCUGGUUGCGCAUAUCGGCCUCACUCCACAACGACAACACGCUCUUGGUGGCUUUCGCGUUCAGGGAAAUACACUGGAUAAGGCCAUGGCCUUGCUGAAAGAUGCAAAGGCCGUGGAGGAUGCCGGUGCUUUUGCUGUGGUCCUAGAAUGUGUCCCAUCCGACAUUGCUGCCGAAGUAACCAAUGCUCUGAAAAUCCCAACUAUUGGUAUUGGCGCUGGCAACCAGACAAGUGGACAAGUCUUGGUUCAGAUCGACAUGAUCGGAAUUCGUCCACCAGAUUCAUUCAUGCCCAAGUUUGUCAAGAAGUACGGCUCCAUGUGGGAAAUGGGCCUUGCUGCAAUCCAACAGUACAAAGAUGAAGUCACCGACCGAAGCUAUCCCGGUCCUCAGCAUGUUUAUAAGAGCGAUGCCAAGGUCACCGAGGCAUUCAAGGCUGCCAUUCAGUCUGGAUAG